AUGCGUUUGUUAGAUACAGAUGCUAAACUUGCAAAUACAGAUACUAAACUUGCAGAUACAGAUGCUAAACUUGCAGAUACAGAUGCUAAACUUGCAGAUACAGAUACGAAACUUCCAUAUACAGGUGCUAAACUUGCAGAUUCAGAUGCUAAACUUGCAGAUACAGAUACUAAACAUGCAGAUACAGAUGCUAAACAUGCAGAUACAGAUGCUAAACUUGCAGAUACAGAUACUAAACAUGCCGAUACAGAUGCUAAAAAUGCAGAUACAGAUGCUAAACUUGCAGAUACAGAUACUAAACAUGCAGAUACAGAUGCUAAACAUGCAUAUACAGAUGCUAAACAUGCAUAUACAGGUGCUAAACUUUCAUAUGCAUAUGCUAAACUUGCAGAUACAGAUACUAAGCUUGCAGUUACAGAUGCUAAACUUGCAGAUACAGAUACUAAACUUGCAGCUACAGAUGCUAAACUUGCAGAUACAUAUAAUACACUUGCAGCUACAGAUACUAAACUUGCAGAUACAGAUACUAAACAUGCAUAUACAGAUGCUAAACAUGCAUAUACAGGUGGUAAACUUGCAGAUACAGAUACUAAGCUUGCAGUUACAGAUGCUAAACUUGCAGAUACAGAUGCUAAACUUGCAGAUACAGAUACUAAACUUGCAGCUACAGAUGCUAAACUUGCAGAUACAUAUAAUACACUUGCAGCUACAGAUACUAAACUUGCAGAUACAGAUACUAAACAUGCAUAUACAGAUGCUAAACAUGCAUAUACAGGUGGUAAACUUGCAGAUACAGAUACUAAGCUUGCAGUUACAGAUGCUAAACUUGCAGAUACAGAUACUAAACUUCUACAGAUACUAAACUUGCAGAUACAGAUGCUAAACUUGCAGAUAGAGAUGCUAAACUUGCAGAUAGAUACUAAACAUGCAGAUACAGAUGCUAAACUUGCAGAUACAUAUAAUAAACUUGCAGCUACAGAUACUAAACUUGCAGAUAGAGAUGCUAAACUUGCAGAUAGAGAUGCUAAACUUGCAGCUACAGAUACUAAACUUGCAGAUACAGAUACUAAACUUGCAAAUACAGAUGCUAAACUUGCAGAUACAUAUAAUAAACUUGCAGCUACAGAUACUAAACUUGCAGAUAGAGAUACUAAACUUGCAGAUAGAGAUGCUAAACUUGCAGCUACAGAUACUAAACUUGCAGCUACAGAUACUAAACUUGCAGAUACAUAUAAUAAACUUGCAGCUACAGAUACUAAACUUGCAGAUAGAGAUGCUAAACUUGCAGAUAGAGAUGCUAAACUUGCAGCUACAGAUACUAAACUUGCAGCUACAGAUACUAAACUUGCAGAUAGAGAUGCUAAACUUGCAGAUACAGAUGCUAAACCUGCAGCUACAGAUACUAAACUUGCAGAUACAGAUACUAAGCUUGCAGAUACAGAUGCUAAACUUGCAAAUACAGAUGCUAAACUUGCAGAUACAGAUGCUAAACUUGCAAAUACAGAUGCUAAACUUGCAAAUACAGAUGCUAAACUUGUAGAUACAGAUGAUAAAAAUGUAGAUACAGAUGCUAAACUUGCAGAUACAGAUACUAAACAUGCAGAUACAGAUGCUAAACAUGCAAAUACAGAUGCUAAACAUGCAGAUACAGAUACUAAACUUGCAGAUACAGAUACUAAACUUGCAGAUACAGAUGCUAAACAUGCAGACACAGAUGCUAAACUUGCAGAUACAGAUACUAAACUUGCAGAUACAGAUGCUAAACAUGCAGAUACAGAUGCUAAACAUGCAGAUACAGAUGCUAAACAUGCAGAUACAGAUGCUAAACUUGCAAAUACAGAUGCUAAACUUGCAGAUACAGAUACUAAACUUGCAGAUACAGAUGCUAAACUUGCAAAUACAGAUGCUAAACUUGCAGAUACAGAUACUAAACAUGCAAAUACAGAUGCUAAACUUGCAGAUACAGAUGCUAAACAUGCAAAUACAGAUGCUAAAAAUGCAGAUGCAGAUACUAAACAUGCCGAUACAGAUGCUAAAAAUGCAGAUACAGAUGGUAAACUUGCAUAUACAGAUGCUAAACCUGCAGAUACAGAUGCUAAACCUGCAGAUACAGAUGCUAAACUUGCAGAUACAGAUGCUAAACUUGCAAAUACAGAUACUAAACUUGCAGAUACAGAUGCUAAACAUGCAAAUACAGAUACUAAACUUGCAGAUACAGAUGCUAAACAUGCAGAUUCAGAUGCUAAACAUGCAGAUACAAAUGCUAAACUUGCAGACACAGAUGCUAAACUUGCAGAUACAGAUGCUAAACAUGCAGAUACAAAUGCUAAACUUGGAGAUACAGAUGCUAAACUUGCAGAUACAGAUGCUAAACAUGCAGAUACAAAUGCUAAACUUGGAGAUACAAAUGCUAAACUUGCAGAUACAGAUACUAAACAUGCAGAUACAUAUGCUAAACUUGCAGAUACAGAUGCUAAACAUGCAAAUAGAGAUGCUAAACUUGCAGAUACAAAUGCUAAACAUGCAAAUACAGAUGCUAAACAUGCAUAUACAGAUGCUAAACUUGCAGAUACAGAUACUAAACUUGCAGCUACAGAUGCUAAACUUGCAGAUACAUAUAAUACACUUGCAGCUACAGAUACUAAACUUGCAGAUACAGAUACUAAACAUGCAUAUACAGAUGCUAAACAUGCAUAUACAGGUGGUAAACUUGUAGAUACAGAUGCUAAACUUGCAGAUACAGAUGCUAAACUUGCAGAUACAGAUACUAAACAUGCAGAUACAGAUGCUAAACAUGCAGAUACAGAUGCUAAACAUGCAGAUACAGAUGCCAAACUUGCAGAUACAGAUUCUAAACUUGCAUAUACAGAUGCUAAACUUGCAGAUACAGAUGCUAAACUUGCAGACACAGAUGCUAAACUUGCAUAUACAGAUGCUAAACAUGCAGAUACAGAUGCUAAACUUGCAGAUACAAAUGCUAAACUUGCAGAUACAAAUGCUAAACUUGCAGAUACAGAUGCUAAAUUUUCAGAUACAAAUGCUAAACUUGCAGAUACAGAUGCUAAACUUGUAGAUACAGGUGCUAAACUUGCAGAUACAGAUGCUAAACUUGCAGAUACAAAUGCUAAACUUGCAGAUACAGAUGCUAAACUUGCAUAUACAAAUGCUAAACUUGCAGAUAGAGAUGCUAAACUUGCAGAUACAGAUGCUAAACUUGCAGAUACAGAUGCUAAACUUGCAGAUACAGAUGCUAAACUUGCAUAUACAAAUGCUAAACUUGCAGAUAGAGAUGCUAAACUUGCAGAUACAGAUGCUAAACUUGCAGAUACAGAUGCUAAACUUGCAGAUACAGAUGCUAAACUUGCAGAUACAGAUGCUAAACAUGCAGAUACAGAUGCUAAACUUGCAGAUACAGAUACUAAACUUGCAAAUACAGAUGCUAAACUUGCAGAUACAAAUGCUAAACUUGCAGAUACAGAUGCUAAACUUGCAGAUACAGAUGCUAAACUUGCAGAUACAGAUGCUAAACUUGCAGAUACAGAUACUAAACUUGCAAAUACAGAUGCUAAACUUGCAGAUACAAAUGCUAAACUUGCAGAUACAGAUGCUAAACUUGCAGAUACAGAUGCUGAACUUGCAGAUACAGAUGCUAAACUUGCAGAUACAGAUGCUAAACUUGCAGAUACAGAUGCUAAACCUGCAGAUACAAAUUCUAAACUUGUAGAUACAGAUGCUAAACUUGCAGAUACAAAUGCUAAACUUGCAGAUACAGAUGCUAAACUUGCAGAUACUAAUACAGAUGCUAAACUUGCAGAUACAGAUGCUGAACUUGCAGAUACAGAUGCUAAACUUGCAGAUACAGAUGCUAAACUUGCAGAUACAGAUGCUAAACCUGCAGAUACAGAUUCUAAACUUGCAGAUACAGAUGCUAAAAUUGCAAAUACAGAUGCUAAAUAUGUUUUAAUGCUUAAACUUGUCCUUAGUAUUUUUAAAGCUAUAUUAAAGUCAUUGGGCCAGAUUACGAGUUGA
Molecule: messenger RNA, 4029 nt
Organism: Bombina bombina (fire-bellied toad)
Lineage: Eukaryota; Metazoa; Chordata; Amphibia; Anura; Bombinatoridae
Product: serine-aspartate repeat-containing protein I-like
Exons: 3
Coding region: 1-4029 (1342 amino acids)
Source: RefSeq, a predicted model, not a curated record